Molecule: messenger RNA, 2040 nt
Organism: Zootoca vivipara (common lizard)
Lineage: Eukaryota; Metazoa; Chordata; Lepidosauria; Squamata; Lacertidae
Gene: FBXO43
Product: F-box protein 43
Biological process (GO): regulation of mitotic nuclear division; negative regulation of meiotic nuclear division
Cellular component (GO): nucleus
Molecular function (GO): protein binding
Source: RefSeq, a predicted model, not a curated record
UCCAAGCACAAGAUGUCAGAAAGCCACUCAAUUCUAUCCAGUAUUCUUAAAAGAGGCAGACUGACCUCUCCCGGCAACAGUGCAAGAUACUUCAGCUUUAAAGAUUCUUGCUCCCCUUCCAUAUUUCAUGACAGUGGAUACAAUGGAUCAUUAAAAGACCCAAGCUUUGAUUAUAAUGAUGCAGAACAUAAAGGCGAACAGAAUGAAACAGGCCUGCCUGAAUAUUCAAAACAUGCACAUUCUAGUUUAAGCACUUCAUUGUCUCCCAUUGACCAUGAAAAUGUUAUCUUUUUAUCAGAAAGAAAGGAACCAAUUACACAUACAGACUUAUAUGAAACGCCAAAAGUUGUUAAAAAAGACUUGUCACUCCGCAGGAGAUUGCUUGUGUCUAAAUCAGCUUCUGUUGGUUCUUUGGGAUCUUCUGAAAAAAAAGUAUCUUCAGGGAGCCGUCAGAAAAAAGCAUGUUUACCUCACUUUCUUGGUCUUGAUGAAAUAAUUUCAAAAUGUCCCUUGGAUUCUCCAAGAGAGAACUACAAGCCUUUGGCUACUAGUACUUUAAAAAGUGAGGAACCUAUUUCUGGUUGUCAGAAACUCAGGCUUGUUUUCUCUCAGCAGAGGACAUCUACAAUAGAUGAUUCAAAAUCUAAAGGCGGCUGCUUGUCCGAGCCAGGUUGUUUAUCUCCAAUCCAGCCUAAAUCAUCUACAAAUACACCUAAUAUUUUUAUUGACAAUGUUCUUAAUAGUUUUAAUGAUCAAAGCACUUGUCCAGAAUUGAUUGAAACUCCUAAAUGUACACUGUCUGAGACAAAUGAUGAUAGAUUUAUCACACCCAUCAAUAGACUUGUAGAAGGAUUUAGUCUUAAUAUAUCUGAAAUAAAUACCCCUCCAGUUAAAGAAAUAAGUGACUUGAGCCUAUCAACCCCUGGUAGCAGCAGCAGCUAUAAUUCACUUAGUUUAGAUAAAUCAGAGGAGUCCUUGUCAGAAUAUGAGGGAUCUUUCCAAGAACUACUUCAGAAACAUACGGAAUCAUCUGGCACUCUAAACUCUAAAAGAAAGGUAAGAAAGCUACAACGCUCAAGAAGAUUAUCCACACUUUCAGAAUGUGGUUCACAAUCAGAAAAAGAGGAGGACUGUGAUACCACUGUUGCUCAUUCAAAAUGCAUACUAAAGAUAGCUGGCUCUAUCACCGAAGGCAAUGAAUUGGUUUUUCAUGAGGAUGACAAAUGCAUGACUCCAGAUUUGGGCAGUCUGUCAAGAACCCCUGCUUUGCAGAUAGUGUGUGAACUUUUUAUGCAAAACAGAAGUAAAAGAACAAAACAAGAUGACCUGUUGAAGGAAAUUGAUGGAGCUGACAUAUCUGCGCUGAAGUGUAUUGUGGCUCAACUCAUUGGCAGGAAAAUGGGCAUUGAGAAACUAGAUAUAUUAACAGAAUUAAGAAUCAGAGACUUAAGACAUGUUCUUACUUUGAUUUUAGAUAUCCUGACUGUGGAAAGCCUAUGCAGUAUGUGGAAAGUAAGCAAGAACUGGCGAGAAAUUGUUAUACAAGAUAGACAUGCAAAUCGGAGGAGAAAGUUGUACAUAAAACAGUUGACACUUGAAGCUAAGAGACACCUGCCAGAUACUGAAGAUGCUGCCACUAGACUUUUGAUGACCAGAUUUGCACUACGAUCAGUCCAGGCUCAAGCAAAACCAGCUGUAUUACAAAUGCAGCCCUCUUGUGAUGAGUCUUUGACACCUCGUGGAUGCAGCCCUGUUCUUCGGUCAGCUAGUAAAAAAGAAAUGUGUGUAAAGGUUGCCCAAUCCCUCUUCAGUGACGAAGCUUUAAAACCUUGUCCAAGAUGUCGGUGUCCUGCAAAAUACCAAGCCUUUCAAAAAAGAGGACUCUGUAGCCGGGAAGACUGUGCAUUUGACUUCUGCACUUUAUGUCUUUAUGCCUUCCAUGGAUCAAGAGACUGUUGCAGUCCAUCUGCUAAACGACAAAAUAUAAACGAUGCUCUGCCAGGAAGUGCAAAAAGCAAGAGAAACUUAAAACGUCUCUAA